CACGACGCGAACCUAAGCUUCGAUCGUAACGUACGGGAUCGAUAAUUAAUUUCAUAGCCGAAUACGGAUCCGUAUCUUUUAAGCGUCUAACGUUCUACAAAGAUUCUGUUAGGAACGUAAAUCUGUGUCCUCAAUAACCAAUACAUCAAUCAGUUAAUCCGCUUAUUUUUUAAUAAAGUGAAAACAAAAAUCGUCAAAGAUGGAUUUGGCAGAAAUGUUUGAUUAUUACUGGUAUCAAAAAGCCGAUCCCAGAAUAAGCAGUUUACCGCUUAUGCAAUCCCCCAUUACCCUUCCUGUUAUCCUCUUUUCUUAUUUAUACUUUGUCUUAAAAUGUGGGCCGAAGUUUAUGAAGGACAGAAAACCGUACAAUCUUAAAACCUUUAUAAAGUGGUAUAACAUCUUUCAAAUCAUCAGCAAUGCAAUCAUAGUGCAACAGUUUAUCAGUGCGGGUUGGUUCACAGAAAUAACGGUAUUUUGCGAACCAGCAGAUUACUCUAACACCCCGAAGAACAUGAAGAUAGUUUAUAUACUAUGGUUCGUGUUAAUAACCAAAAUCGUCGACCUCUUCGAAACGGGAGUGUUUGUACUGAGGAAAAAGAACAGACAAAUUUCGUUCUUACACCUGUACCAUCACGUAUCAACACCUUUAUUAGUUUGGAGUGUAAUAAGAUACGUCCCAGUCGCACCAGCAUCGUUCCCAAUGCUAGUGAACUGUGCCGUACAUGUGAUCAUGUACUCGUAUUAUUUAUUGAGUUCGUUUGGAGAAAAAUGGCAGAGGAUACUUAAUCCAAUCAAACCACUGAUAACUAUCACACAAAUGGUGCAAUUCGUCGCCCUGAUAGCAUACUCAAUACAAGCGUUUAUGCCAAACUGCAAUCAAUUGAAGCCAACCACCGUUCUUGGGAUACUGGAUCUUAUUAUAAAUUUCGUUCUGUUUUACAGUUUCUAUAAAAGUACGUACACGAAACCCGCUAGGAAAGUGGAGUGAAUCGUUUUGAAAGAAACUGAACUCACUCAUCAAUCAUUGUGGUAGUGAGUUUGAAUUAAAGUCAAUAAAAUAUUUGAUCGAACAUUUUACUGAUAAAUUCAUACCUACAGAUAGUACUUAGGUUUAAAUAAUAGAUUGGAAUUAAAAAUGUUUUACUGCUACAAUAAAAGAAACCUCGACUAAUGUGAGAUUGCAAAUAGUAA
This is a messenger RNA of Osmia lignaria (orchard mason bee), 1191 nucleotides long. RefSeq names its product very long chain fatty acid elongase 1. Gene Ontology annotation, molecular function: fatty acid elongase activity. NCBI's taxonomy places the organism in Eukaryota, Metazoa, Arthropoda, Insecta, Hymenoptera, Megachilidae. The record is from RefSeq and is a predicted model, not a curated record. Gene Ontology annotation, biological process: very long-chain fatty acid biosynthetic process; fatty acid elongation, monounsaturated fatty acid; fatty acid elongation, polyunsaturated fatty acid. Gene Ontology annotation, cellular component: endoplasmic reticulum membrane.